AUGGAGUUCAGCAGCAGAAGCUUGCACCGAAGCCUCAGUUCCUCCUCGCAGGGUCCCGUGCUCAGCAUGAACAGCUCCCUGUAUAGGAAGGAGAACAUGCAGCGCCUCAGGACUGCACCCAGUGUUUAUGGGGGUGCUGGAGGCCAUGGCACCCGCAUCUCCACCUCCCGGCACCUGACAGGCUAUGGGAGCGAUCUUAGUAACGGAGGAGAACUACUGGUGGGCAGUGAGAAAAUGACCAUGCAGAACCUAAAUGACCGACUGGCGAGCUACCUGGAAAAAGUGCGGUCCCUGGAGCAGUCCAACUCCAGGCUGGAAAUGCAGAUCAAGCAGUGGCAGGAAGCCAAUGUGCCUAGCACCACCAGGGACUACAGCGCCUACUACAAACAAAUCCAAGACUUGCAAAAUCAGAUUAGAGAUGCUCAAUUGCAAAACGUUCGAUGUGUCCUGCAAAUUGAUAAUGCUAAACUGACGGCAGAAGACUUCAGGCUGAAGUUUGAGACAGAGAGGGGAAUGCGGAUAACAGUAGAGGCUGACCUCCAAGGCUUGAAUAAGGUCUUUGAUGAACUGACUCUACAGAAGACAGACCUGGAGAUUCAGAUUGAAGAGCUGAACAAAGACCUGGCUCUCCUCAAAAAAGAACAUCAGGAGGAAGUUGACGUCCUGCGCCGGCAGCUGGGCAACACAGUUAACGUGGAGUUGGAUGCUGCUCCAGGCCUGAACCUCAGUGACAUCAUGAAUGAGAUGAGGCAGAAAUAUGAAGUCUUAGCCCAGAAGAACCUUCAAGAGGCCAAGGAGCAGUUUGAAAGACAGUCUGAAGCUUUGCAGCAACAAGUCACAGUAAACACCGAAGAACUGAAAGUCACAGAGACUCAAGUGACAGAGCUGAGACGCACCUACCAGAACCUGGAUAUCGAGCUCCAGUCUUACCUCAGCAUGAAAGAGUCUCUAGAGCUCACCCUAGAGGAAACAAAAGCUCGCUACAGCAACCAGUUGGCCACCAUCCAGGGACUGCUGAGCUCCCUAGAAGCACAACUGCUGCAGAUCCGGGGUGACAUGGAACGCCAGAACAAUGAGUAUGCUCUGCUCCUCGACAUAAAGACCCGGCUUGAGCAGGAGAUCGCUACCUACCGGCGCCUUCUGGAGGGAGAAGACGUACAAACUAUACAAUAUCAGUUACAAAGUUUGGAAGAGAAAGACAUAAAGAAAACCAGGAAGAUCAAGACUGUUGUGCAGGAAGUGGUGGAUGGCAAGGUCGUGUCAUCUGAAGUGAAAGAGGUGGAAGAAAGUAUAUAACCGCUGCCAG
Molecule: messenger RNA, 1306 nt
Organism: Dipodomys ordii (Ord's kangaroo rat)
Lineage: Eukaryota; Metazoa; Chordata; Mammalia; Rodentia; Heteromyidae
Gene: Krt20
Product: keratin 20, type I
Exons: 8
Coding region: 1-1296 (431 amino acids)
Molecular function (GO): structural molecule activity
Source: RefSeq, a predicted model, not a curated record